This is a messenger RNA of Scheffersomyces coipomensis, 474 nucleotides long. RefSeq lists its product as uncharacterized. The transcript is spliced from 2 exons. The record is from RefSeq and is a predicted model, not a curated record. Lineage: Eukaryota; Fungi; Ascomycota; Pichiomycetes; Serinales; Debaryomycetaceae. The coding region runs from base 1 to 474 and encodes 157 amino acids.
AUGUCCAACACGGUAGAUGGGAAUGGUAAUACUGAAGAUGAUGAAAGUACGGAGAGGAAGACUUUGCAUCAGCAAUUGAAAGAAAAUAGAGGUAUGUACAAGAUUGAACAUCAAAAAAGGAAACAUCAAGAAUAUCGACAACAGAUGGAAUCUCAAAACUCAUCAUAUAAAUUGGACGACAAAUCAAGGCAGUUUUAUGAAAGUUUACGAGAGAAGGAAUUAAAAGAAGAACAGGAUCAAAAACUUGAGGACAUUAAACAGUUGGAGAAAUUUAGAAGAAUACGACAAACUAAUGAAAAACCAAUCGAAAACCUUAAAAUAUCAAGUAAAGUGACUAAACCAAUUAUUAAAGUCCCCUUAAAGAAACUCAAUCAUAAACAAGAGGAAAAAAUCAAACAAAUCUCAUCCAAGGAAUCAAGUCCAAGUCCAAUAGUAUCUGGCUAUUCAUCUUCUGAAGAUGAAGAUGAUGACUGA